Molecule: messenger RNA, 4112 nt
Organism: Marmota monax (woodchuck)
Lineage: Eukaryota; Metazoa; Chordata; Mammalia; Rodentia; Sciuridae
Gene: Txndc16
Product: thioredoxin domain containing 16
Exons: 24
Coding region: 566-3121 (851 amino acids)
Source: RefSeq, a predicted model, not a curated record
UUUUUGCUCCGGUGACCGAUUCCACGGAGAGGGUGGCGGCCACAGGCGGGGAGGGUGCGGGCCGUAAGUCCUUACAGGUAGGCGUAGCUGUGGCCGGCCUCCUGGAAAGCCGGCUGCUGCCCCGCCUUCUGCCUCCAACUUGGUCUCAGGAGCCAGGAACCCUCGUCCGUGGGUUUGGUCCGGGUCCAUCCCCGUAGGUCUUGCAUUAUAUAUAUGUAUACAGGUCUCAGGCAGGGUAAGCAAUUGAUUUUAUGGUUAAUCACAAUGGAACUUUAGUCCUAUAAAGGGGAAACUCAUCAAGGAUCCCCUAGAAAAGCUUACUGCCAGGUUCUUGUUUUGUUUUGUUUUUGUUUUUUUCAGUGCUGGGGAAGGAAUGUAGGACCUCACCCAUGCUAGGUAAUAUAGAUCACAAGAGAAGAACUUCCUGAAGUUGUUCAAGAAAAAUUUGAAAAUAGCAAUAUAGAAGACAAAGAGAAUUGACAGCAGAUAUAGAGGGCAGCAUGGAAGUAUUGUCCUAGGUAAUAGAAUACAGCAGAGAACAAAACAGACAGAUUCUCCUGCUCAUAUGCAACUACAGCUGAUGAUGUCUUCUGACUUCAGUAUAUUUAGAGUUGGGAUCUCUUUUAUCAUGAUGUGCAUUUUUCAUAAAUCAACUGAAGAUUCUGUGCCAGAACUGAGUCCUCAGAAAUAUUUCAGCACAUUGCAACCAGGAAAAGCCUCUCUAGCUUAUUUUUGUCAAGCUGAUUCACCAAGUACCUCUGUACUUCUUGAAGAACUGAAUGAGGCUGCUAAACCUCUCCAGGACUAUGGGAUUUCAGUUGCAAAGGUUAAUUGUGUCAAAGAAGAAACAUCAAAAUACUGUGGAAAAGAAAAGGAUUUGAUGAAAGCAUAUUUAUUCAGAGGCAACAUAUUGCUCAGAGAAUUCCCUACUGAUACUUUGUUUGAUGUGAAUGCCAUUGUCGCUCAUGUUCUCUUUGCUCUUCUUUUUAAUGAAGUGAAAUAUAUAACCACACUGGAAGAUCUUCAGAACAUAGAAAAUGCUUUGAAAGGAAAAGCAAAUAUGGUAUUCUCAUAUGUAAGAGCCAUUGGAACGCCAGAGCACAGAGCUGUCAUGGAAGCUGCCUUUGUGUAUGGGACCACAUAUCAAUUUGUCUUAACUACAGAAAUGGCCCUUUUGGAAAGUAUUGGCUCUGAGAAUAUAGAACUUGCACAUCUCUACUUUUUUCAUUGUAAUCUAGUCUCAGACUUGACCCAGCAAUGUAGAAGAACACGAAUGGAACAGUCAUUGACGACACUGAACAUUCACCUGUUUGUUAAGACAAUGAAAGCACCCCUGUUGACUGAAGUUGCUGAAGAUCCUCAACAAGUUUCAACUAUUCAUCUCCAACUAGGAUUACCACUGGUUUUUAUUGUUAGCCAACAAGCCACGUAUGAAGCUGAUAGAAGAACUGCAGAAUGGGUUGCAUGGCGUCUACUGGGAAAAGCAGGAGUUCUGCUCUUGUUAAGGGACUCUUUGAAAGUGAACAUUCCUCAGCACACCAAUGUGAUCUUCAAAAGAGCAGAACAGGAAGUACCAGUGGAAUUUUUGGAGUUACAUGAUGUUGAAUUAAUAAUUUCCCAUGUGGAAAAUAAUAAUCACAUUGAGGAAACACAAGAAGAUGAAGACAAUGACAUGGAAGAUCCAGACAUGGGUAAUAGUUAUAUUCAAGAUGAUGAAGUUGCAGAAACUGUUUACAGAGAUAGGAAGAGACAGUUACCUUUGGAACUGACAGUGGAACUCACAGAAGAGACAUUUAAUGCAACAGUAAUGGCUUCUGACAGCAUAGUGCUCUUUUAUGCUGGUUGGCAUGCAGUAUCCAUGGCAUUUCUACAGUCCUAUAUUGAUGUGGCAAUUAAAUUAAAAGGUGAUUCAUGUACAAGGACUGCUGUAGAUGCUGGAAGUCAAUGGUCACUACUAUCAAGCAGCUCUCUUGACACAUCCACUAUGCUUCUUACUAGAAUAAACUGUGCAGAUUGGUCUGAUAUAUGUACUAAGCAAAAUGUCUCUGAGUUUCCCAUUGUAAAGAUGUACAAGAAAGGCGAGAACCCAGUAUCAUAUGUUGGUAUGCUAGGAACUGAAGGUCUCCUGAAGUUUAUACAACUCAACAGGAUUUCAUAUCCAGUGAACAUAACACUGAUCCAGGAAGCAGAAAAAUAUUUAAGUGGAGAAUUAUAUAAAGACUUGCUCACCUAUUCUAGUGUGUCAGUACUGGGACUAUUUAGUCCAACCAUGACAACAGCCAAAGAAGAUUUUACUGAAGCAGGAAAUUACCUAAAAGGAUGUGUCAUCACUGGAAUUUAUUCUGAAGAAGAUGUUUGGAUACUGUCAAAUAAAUAUGCUGCAACUCUUCCAGCCCUGCUACUUGCCAGACACAAAGAAGGCAAAAUUGAGAGCAUUCCACUUGCUAAUACCCAUGUGCAGGACAUAGUUCAAAUAAUAACAAAUGCAUCACUAGAAACAUUUCCAGAAAUAACUGUAGAAAAUCUUCCCACUUAUUUAAGACUUCAGAAACCAUUACUUAUUUUGUUCAGUGAUGGCAGCAUAAAUCCUCAGUAUAGAAAAGCAAUAUUGACACUAAUGAAACAGAAACACUUGGAUUCUCUUAUUCCUUGCUGGUUAAAUCUGAAGAACACUCCUGUGGGGAGAGGAAUUUUGCGGGCAUAUUUCAGCCCUCUGCCUCCUCUUCCUCUUCUUGUUUUGGUGAAUCUGCAUUCAGGUGGCCAAGUAUUUUCAUUUCCUUCCAAUCAGUCUAUAACUGAACAAAACCUUGUGUUAUGGCUUAAAAAGUUAGAAGCAGGACUAGAAAAUCAUAUCACAAUUUUAUCUGCUCAGGAAUGGAAACCCCCUCUUCCAGCUUAUGAUUUUCUAAGUAUGAUGGAUGCUGCAACAGCUCCACAUCCCUCUAGGAAAGAGCCUGAGUGUACGAAAGAAACAGAUGUGCCAGAGAAUGACAAGGAACAGCACGAAGACAAGUCCGCCAUCAGAAAAGAGCCCAUUGAAACACUGAGAAUAAAGCACUGGAAUAAAAGUAACUGGUUUAAAGAAACAGAGAAAUCCCUUAAGCAUGAUAAAGAGUUAUGAUGCUCAAAAGUAAGCUAAUUUGAUAGGGCUGUCAUUUCCAAAGUCUUUUUAGCUUCUUUGAGAGAAUUGAGAAUUUAUUUAAUUAAGGAAUGAUACUAAAUCAUGUCAAAUAGACCAGUGCCAUCUAGUAGAAUUUUAAUGCAAGCCACACGUAAAAUUUUCUAGUAGCUACAUUUUAUAUAUGUAUAUAUUAUUUUUUAGUUAUAUAUGGACACAAUAUCUUUAUUUUGUUUAUUUAUUUUUAUGUGGUGCUGAGGAUCAAACCCAGUGCCUCACAUGUGCAAGGUAAGUGCUCUGCCACUGAGCCACAACUCCCACCCUAGUAGUUAUACUUUUUAAAAACUAAAAUUGUUUUAAAAAUGUCUUUCACCCAGUAAGAAUACCUAAAAUAGCUCAAUUAAUAUAAAAAUCAUUGAUAGAUUUACUUUUUUUUCUUUUUUAACCAAGUUUUCAGAAUGCAGCAUGUAUUUUACACUUAACUGCUAUUUCACUAUGGAGUAGCCUGUGUUUCAGGUGCUCAUUAGCCACAUGUGGUGGGUGACUAUUAUAUUGAACAGCUCAGUAUUGGACAAAACCUAGUAUAAGCAAUUUAACUUAGUUUUACCCAUGGUAUAUUUUGGGAUUAAAAUUAAAAUGCGACACUAGUUUAAUCACAGCUCCUCCGUGGAGUGAUAUAUCAUGUUGUUAAAAUCAGUGUUUCUCAACCAGGAUACUUUCCCACCUCAGGGGACAUUUGGCAAUGGCUAGAGACAAUUUUGAAGUCAUACUUAGGGAUGGUACUGGCAUGUAGCGGGUAGAGAUCAGGAAUGCUGUUUAAUAUCCUACAUUGGGCAGCACCCCCCUCAAACAAUUAUCCUGCCCCAAAUGUCAGUAGUAUCAGGGAUGAAUAACUAACUAACCUAUGGCAGAAUGGACUCCCACAUUUUCUGAAUCCUCUCAAUUAUGUUUAAAAAAAAUGUGGAUAUUAAAGAUAAGUAUUAGGUGGUCUUAA